Sungouiella intermedia is the source of this 801-nucleotide messenger RNA. NCBI's taxonomy places the organism in Eukaryota, Fungi, Ascomycota, Pichiomycetes, Serinales, Metschnikowiaceae. The record is from the annotation of a GenBank genome assembly.
AUGAAGUUCUUCCAAGCGGCGCUAACCGCCACUCUUUUGGCCUCUGCGGCUGCACUCGACUGCUCCGCUAAAGAGCUCGCAAAGUACAACUUCGACUCCAUCAAGGGCGUGUACACUGCCAAACUCAACAAGGACACUCCACCGCUGAAGCUGGUGUUAUCGUGGAGUGUGGGAAUCUGCCAGAAUCUAGACGAGUUGUCUGAUUGUCCCAAAAAUUCUGGCUUAUGUGGUACCACCCACGUGCAAGUGGACGGCAAGGACCUCUUAACGGAGGUGAUUGGCUUUAACUCCAACCUACAGACCAAAUACGAACCUUUCAGUGAAGAAGGCGACGACAAGGAAAAUGGAAUUCGUGUGUCAUACAAAGAUGUCAAUUGGGGUGAAAACUUGGUUGACGCCACCAUAAAGUUCACCUGUGCCAAAGGCGGUGACAACGAAGGUCAGUUGGUGUUGAAGAAAUGGGAUGGCAAGACGUUUGAAGGUGAGCUCAGAACGCCUGCUGCAUGUGCAUCGGAUAAGUCCAACAAGAAGCCACCUAAGGAGAAGAACCCAGAUGACACAGGAGAGUCGUGGGGAUGGUUCACUUGGAUCUUCAUCUUCAUGGUGCUUUUCUUGAGUAUCUACAUUAUUGGCGGAGCGUGGUUCCAGUACAACAAGGGCAACGCCAUUGAUUUCCAGACCGCGUUACGCGAAGUGUUGGAGAACUUUGUGGACUUGUUGCGGGGAUUGCCUGCUUUUUUUAAGGAGAUUGUGGAGAAGGUGACUGGUAACUCCAACAGAGGCGAGUACAGUGCAGUUUGA